AUGCGCCCCACCCCUUCCGAUUCUCGCUCGCUCUCACCCAGCUCCACGAACCCUAACCAGGCCGUCCAAUCGACGGACCUCGACGCGCUCCUCUCGCGCCACUCCGCUUCUACCCUUUCCUACCUCUCCGACCCUUACACGACCUAUUUCCUACCGCCCUCCAUCCGACGCGCAGGGCCUAGUGGGUGGAGGAGACCCGUGUUGAUUCAUUUGGGGACGCAUGCUAGGACUUGGGGCGUCGAUAGGGGGGUCGAGAGGUUCUUGUUUGGUGGUGGUCGUACGGAGGGGGAGGGUCGGGAAGGAAGUGGAAGUGGGAGGGGAAGUGGGGGGGAGCAAGUCGCGAGGAGCAAGUUGGGCAGACGGGGUAAGCGACAGGUGUUGAGUAUGGGUGCCGGAACGGAUACGAGGUACUGGAGGAUGAGGGACAAGUGGAUCUCGGAGGCAGCGGAGGGGAGCCGGACUCUGGAAGGUUGGGAGGAGGUGGUCAACUGGGUCGAGGUCGAUUUCGAGGAAGCGACCAGUGCGAAGGCGAAGAUCGUGGCUACCAAGAAGGAGCUCAAGGAUGGAGUCGGGCACAGUCUCAAGAUUGGUCAGUCGAGAGUCGGCAGUUGCAUUGGAUGUGGGGGAAGGCUAAGGACUGCGUCCCGCUCGCCUCUUAGAGAAAGGUGGUCUAGCGCUCUCGUCCAAAGCGUACAAGCUCAUACCGGGAGAUCUACGCAACCUCACCACAAGCUUGGGACCCUACCUUCUUUCGUCCGACCCGUUCCCAACCCGCUCUGAACCGCUGCUCGAUCCAACUCUCCCUACGCUCCUCCUGGCGGAAUGUGUGCUCGUGUACCUGCCCGCCGAAUCGACGACGGAUCUACUGCGUUGGUUCUCGAGUACGUUCAGGGAAGCGGGUGGUUCGUGCAUCAGUUAUGAUCCGUUCAACUUUGAGGAUGCGUUCGGCAAGGUGAUGAUUAGGAAUCUAGCGGUCAGUUUGGGCCACUCGAGAGGAUCGUUCUCCUAGACGGGCAGGGUUUUCGUGUCCCUCGACUGGAGUGAGGGAUCUGAUCUGCUCUCUGCGUGUCCGUCUCUUUCAACUAGACAAGGAACCUCGUCCUGCCCGCUGCAUCGUCUACACCAACAUUAGAAUCGCUCAACACCCGAUUGAAAGAGAACGGUUUCGCGCAAGCCGAGAGUCGGACGAUCGAGCAGAUUCGGAGAGACGUCAUUCCGCAGGAAGAGAUACAACGGUCAGUUGGGGAUCCCGCAAGGUUAUGGUUUUGCAGACCAAGCUGAGGGGUGCGAUCGUGCGGUGCAGGGUCAACAAGUUGGAGCAGAUUGACGAGGUGGAGGAGCUGAACCUCGUGUUGGGGCAUUAUGCGAUCACGAUGGGGAACGUGAGGGGAGACGAAGGGGUCGGGUUCUGA
This is a messenger RNA of Microbotryum saponariae, 1412 nucleotides long. NCBI's taxonomy places the organism in Eukaryota, Fungi, Basidiomycota, Microbotryomycetes, Microbotryales, Microbotryaceae. The record is from the annotation of a GenBank genome assembly.